Messenger RNA from Saccostrea echinata, 860 nucleotides. Its product is annotated as elastase-1-like. The transcript is spliced from 6 exons. Bases 1 to 795 code for a protein of 264 amino acids. Gene Ontology annotation, biological process: proteolysis. The record is from RefSeq and is a predicted model, not a curated record. NCBI's taxonomy places the organism in Eukaryota, Metazoa, Mollusca, Bivalvia, Ostreida, Ostreidae. Gene Ontology annotation, molecular function: serine-type endopeptidase activity.
AUGUGGACAAUAGCUCUUCUUCUUCUUGUCGGAGUUUGUUCCGCCUUACCCAUGAACAAGAUUGUUGGGGGAUCAAAUGCUACCCCUAACGACUGGCCCUGGCAGAUUUCCUUGCAGUUCCAGGGUUCCACUGGUGGCUAUGGGCACAUCUGUGGCGCCUCCCUCAUCUCUGAAAAUUACGCCUUGACCGCCGCACACUGUGUGUCACACGACACGACCAUCUCUAAAUAUAGACUGCUUCUAGGGGAACAUCAGUUCAGUGUCACCUCAGGAAAUGAACAGACCAUCACUCUGUCAAACAUCUUAAUGCAUCCGCAAUACAGUGAUAGCGCCGGAGGAUUUCCCAAUGACAUUGCCAUCCUUAGACUGUCUUCCCCCGCAAAAUUGAAUGAAUUCGUCAAAGUGGCAACCCUACCCUCCUCUACCAGUACUUCCUUCUACAACGGAAGAACUUGUUACAUUACCGGAUGGGGGCGUCUCACUGGAGGCGGAGAUCUCCCCGAUACUCUGCAAGAAGCCCAGACCACAGUUAUGUCCCAUAGUAACUGUCGAAGUGCCCUUGGUAUCUCGGGACUUCUCUACCUCCAGGAGGGGCCACAUGUCUGUGUCUACACCGGCAGCAACGGAGCAUGUAACGGAGACUCUGGUGGCCCCCUGGUCUGUGACGUCAACGGUGCCUGGGAAUUGGCUGGUGCCACUUCCUGGGGUCUCCAGAAUUGCCCCACCUCUAGUCCCUCUGUCUACGCCCGCGUAUCCAACUACCUGAGCUGGAUCAGACAGAAUACAGACUUGUAAUAACUCGGAUUCUCCCAGGAGUCUUGUGCCGUUUUUAUUGGAAUAAAGUACAAGGAAUUCAUUUA